UGUGUAUCGUCUAUGGUCUGGUUUAUGAUUGUAGCUUUGACACUCAUUUGGUUGACUAUUUCACGUGGUAUUAUUUAUUUUCUUUUAUUUGUGUGUUUGACACGUAACUUUACAAAACAUAAAUUACAGAGGCUUCAUUUAGAAUAACCUACGGAUUCCUUAUUACAAACGUGAGUUGUUAAAUAAAUUUCUAACAUUUCAAUUAAUUAACCACACAUGUAUACAGUAUAAAUAAUCAACUCACACACGCAUUAAUUACUCUUUUAAUACCUAGCUUAUAAUUUUUUUAUUUGUUUCUGUAACAUAUUUUUUUCCUGUUGAACUAAGCUAAAGUAAGUCACUCUCAAUAAUAUUGGCGAUGAUUACAUCUUACAUAGUUUUUGUAUUUUAUCGGUAGUCCUUACUACAGGUUUAUAAAAAUCCUAUUUAGGACACCACUGAUCCAAUAUAUUCAAAUAAUAUUAUGUCAGAACUUACGCUAGUGCCUACUUUAAAAUUUAAACAUCUUUUGAUUUUAUUUUUAUUUUCUAAGGUUUAGGGUGGGCGUGAACAACAAAGUUUCUAUGUAAAAUGUUUUUUUUUCGUGAAUUUUGACAUUUUGAUUUCAUUUCCGAGAUUAGAUAGAACAUGCAGCACACGUAGGUUACUGCUUACUAAGUAGGUAAGUAUACCCUUUUUGCAACACCCUGUAUUAAAAAUAUAGAAAAUAAAACAACUUUAAACCGGUCAGACCAGGUCACACAGAUCGAUUGAAUAUGAUUUUAUGUUUAUUUGAGACAGAUUCACAGUUUAACCGAUACUCAGCAUCAACCAAGAAACAUACAAACAACUACUCAUAACUCCUAUUAAAUCAAGUUAAAUUCGAUAUGGCGGUAAAAUGCAUAACUUUAGUCAUCUUUGCUGCACACUCACACUACCUGGGAAAGGGCCCGAUGCCCUUUGUUUUGUUUCAAUGGUGUGCGCGACGGAGGGUGAGGCAGGCGCGGGAUGCGGGGCGCGGGCGGGGGGCGCCACCCCGCCGGGACGCGCCGACCCUCAGUGAUGCUUGAACCGCCAUAACGCACGCGUGUCUGUAACAUUAACCGACCACUUCUUGUUUUGCCAGCAUAUUUGUCGUGACUAGUCACAAUGGAGGAGGCCCAAGAGCAUUUCGAAGAAAGCUUAGACAAGUUUUUGAAGAGAAGAUAUCAACACGUAAGAGUACCAGUAAUACCACCCAAAUCUAAGUAUUUACAAAUGUGUGCGAGGGUUUUAAGGGGCAAAGCAAAGACUAAAACCAUUGAAUUAAGUCCCAGUGAUUAUUUGUUUCUGAGAAAAUAUGAUGUGGCGCUUAGAGACGGUCAGGAGAGACUUGUAGAAGCUGUUUUACUACAACCGAUGGCGAUACAACCACGCGUGGGAAAGAUAUACCUCUACAAAGAAGAAAUAUUUGAUACAUUACAUAAGGCACAUAUUGAAACUGGUCAUGGGAAUGCUGAUGAUGUUAUGAGGCAUUUAAAACCCUACCAAAAUGUUACUAUUAAUAUAGUUCAUAUGUUUUUAAAGUAUUGCAAGGAAUGUACUGAAAAUACCUGGAAGGAAGAACUCCCAAUCAAGGAAAACAAUGUCUGCCAAAUUGGUUUAAUUGACAUGCACGAGCACCCAGAUCGCCAAUACAAACACAUAUUUGUGUUUAGAGACAACAGCACAAAAUUUAUUUUACUUUACCCUCUAGUUGGGACAUCAACUGAGAUCGUCGCAAAAGUGCUCUUAGACAUAUUUACAAUUUUUGGAGCUCCCAGUGAACUGAUGUGUGAUAAUAUGGAAUUGACAGGUAACACCAUUCAAGAGCUCAGUGGAUUAUGGCCAGAGUUGAAGGAUAUUUCACUUAAAUUUCAAAAGCUAGAUGAACAACUUUUAGAUGUAAAGGAUUCCCUGAUGUCUUGGAUUAAAGACAAAAAGUCAUCAAAGUGGUCUGAAGGUCUUCGUCAAUUGCAGCUAAGGAUGAAUGGAACCAAUCAUUCAGAUCUGAGCUGCAGCCCAUACGAAGCCAUGUUUGGAAGGAAACUGAAUGUUGACAAUGGGGAAAAGAAAUCUACAGUAGAAGCAGUAUGUUCUCAGAAAGAUGACUUUAAGAAGAACUUUGAAUGUAAUAAUAAUGAUUUAAUGUAAGCUUAAAUAAUUAUUCAUUGCUAUAACUUAAAAUAUUGUAGGUAGAUAGGUACCUUAUGGAGCAAAUUGUGAUAAUUUAUCCAACUUUGUCAGCAGAAUGAUCUCAAUUAUAAUAAAAUUUAUUUUUAGUAUGUAUGGUGGCCUGCGCCUAAAGGUAUACAGGCGGAGUUUUUAAAAUAGCGAUCUCAAGCUCACAUGCUUCUCAAGCACAUCCA
Plutella xylostella (diamondback moth) is the source of this 2366-nucleotide messenger RNA. Its product is annotated as KRAB domain-containing protein 2-like. The record is from RefSeq and is a predicted model, not a curated record. NCBI's taxonomy places the organism in Eukaryota, Metazoa, Arthropoda, Insecta, Lepidoptera, Plutellidae. Gene Ontology annotation, molecular function: nucleic acid binding.